ACUGUCGUGGGUUACGUAUUGUAUUUCUCUCAUAAUAACUUUCUUUUCAAUUUGACCCUUUUCAGUUUUCUAUAUAAACAACCCAAUAAUUUCCCUUUCAAAAAUCACAACUAGUCCUCAUACAUAGGAAAUUAAAACAACAUAAUUUUGUUUUCGAACAUUUUUAUACAAUCAUGGCAAAGUCAUAUGUGUCUGUGUUCUUCUUUCUUCUUCUGAGUCUGGUUUUGUUAGUAUCAUCAGAGCUUGAACAGUUCAAUCAGCCACCCAAAGAAGAUGGCUCACUGAGUUUUCUGGUCAUCGGAGAUUGGGGCAGAAGAGGUGAUUUUAACCAAUCCCAAGUUGCUUUUCAGAUGGGAAAGAUUGGGGAAAAAUUGGACAUUGAUUUUGUGGUUUCGACUGGUGAUAAUUUUUAUGACAAUGGAUUGAGGAGUGAGUUUGACACUGCAUUUGAAGAGUCUUUUACCAAUGUCUACACUCAGAACAGCCUUCAAACACAGUGGUAUAGUGUAUUGGGCAACCAUGACUACAGAGGUGAUGCAGAGGCCCAAUUGAGCCCACUACUACAGAAAAUUGAUAGCAGAUGGCUUUGCUUGAGAUCUUUUGUGGUAAAUGCUGAAUUGGCCGAUAUAAUCUUUUUGGACACAACCCCAUUGGUUGAUAUGUACUUCUCAGACCCAGAGGAUCAUAACUAUGAUUGGCGUGGCAUUUCUUCACGCAAGGAUUACAUUUCUGGCUUACUAAUGGAUGUUGAAAAGGCUGUAAAGGGAUCACAUGCCACGUGGAAGAUAGUGGUUGGUCAUCAUGCAAUUAGAAGUGUUGGACAUCAUGGUGAUACAAAAGAACUCAUAGACCAACUUCUUCCAAUUCUCAAGGCCAACGAAGUUGAUUUUUACAUGAAUGGGCACGACCAUUGCCUCGAACAUGUUAGUGAUACAAGCAGCCCCAUACAAUUUCUGACUAGUGGAGCUGGAUCAAAGGCUUGGAGGGGAGACAUUAAAGGGUUAAACAAAGAAGGUUUGAACUUCUUCUAUGAUGGACAAGGUUUCAUGUCUGUGAAAUUGGCAUCAAAUGAGGCUGAGAUUGCAUUCUAUGACGUUUUUGGCAAUGUUUUGCACACAUGGCAAAACUCCAAGCUACUUCACUCCACAAUAUAAUUAAAUUUUCUCUAUGUAUUUUCUUUUUCUUUUUCAAGUUUAGAAAAUUUUGAGUUAUACUUAUAGGUUUAGUAUAGGCCAGGAUAGAAGAUUACCUACUGCAUUUUGUUCUCAAUUUGAAUAAUUAUUGAUGUUACAAUUGGAAAAUUACAAAAACUCUCAAUUCAAUAAAUAUUUUUGAAAUAUAUGAGCAAGGA
Humulus lupulus (European hop) is the source of this 1351-nucleotide messenger RNA. RefSeq names its product purple acid phosphatase 17-like. The record is from RefSeq and is a predicted model, not a curated record. The transcript has 7 exons. Bases 174 to 1154 code for a protein of 326 amino acids. Lineage: Eukaryota; Viridiplantae; Streptophyta; Magnoliopsida; Rosales; Cannabaceae. Gene Ontology annotation, molecular function: ferrous iron binding; acid phosphatase activity; ferric iron binding.